AUGAGAUCUUCUGCACCUGGUCCCUCGGCAAGGCAGAUUCCUGUCCUUUUAGGAUUUGAACGGAGCUGCCGUGAUCUGGGAAAGGGAUUGGAGCUGGGCCCUCCGUACUUUGGUGACCUUGGCUCCAUAGAUCGGUUCCGCAAGGGUGUGCAAGCUUUUGGAAGGGGAGCUGUGAGGGCUAGUUCCAGAGCGGGGCUGGGCUCGGGAGGCUAG
Prunus armeniaca (apricot) is the source of this 213-nucleotide messenger RNA. The record is from the annotation of a GenBank genome assembly. NCBI's taxonomy places the organism in Eukaryota, Viridiplantae, Streptophyta, Magnoliopsida, Rosales, Rosaceae.